AUGGACAACAGCGAUCAACCCCCAGUAUCGGAACUACUGCGUUCAACGGCGGCCAUCCCAAUCGCGCGACUCUCCCCUGACGUUGACCGUCUCUCGCAAAGCUCUAUCCACUCUGUUGUAACGCUCCUGUGGCCGUAUUCGUCGUCCACCAGAACACUCAGUGUCCUUCUCGCCGAACCCGACUUCCGCCUUCGCCGAUCAAACGGACAGGUAAAAGUGUUCUUUCACGGUCAUGUGGCGGAGGAGGUGGCGCGAACUCAUAUUGGGAUUGGUGACACUGUGUACCUGAGCUUAACUGGGUCGAAAUUGUCGAAGAAUGAUGCCAAUGCGGCGACACAGACACCGGGUCGAAGUGUCUCGUGGGACGUGCAUUUUGAGACCUCGGCAUUUCUAGAGAUCUGGCGUAACUCCAAACUCUUGUCGACAGUCAAAGUUGAUUUCUCGCGCAGUACGCCUCCGCUCGCGGACAACGUAACGGCAGCUCCUAGCACACCAGCUGCUUAUGGUGGCGCGCACGCAUUCGGGCCGCCAGAGUCAUCCUUAUGGCAAUCCCCGGCGUUCUUAGGGGGAUCUUGGGUCUCGUCCCACUUCACUGAUUCGGCUGAUGACCCUUUUGUGGAAGAAGAUGGCUACCCUGAGAGCCCUGGAGACAGAGAUUUACCGGAGGACUGGAUGGCUAUCUUUGACGAAGACCUCGAGAAAGAAACGGAAACCGGCGUGGAAGCUGUCGUUCAGGAUACUCCAGAGAGCACUAUCGCUCCAGCCCCGGCAGCUGUUCCGGAUAACGCGCCAGCUGUAGACACCGAUGCCGUUAUGGUAGAGGCGGAUGCCGCAUCUUCAGCAGCAGACAAGCAUUUUGAUCAGAUAAACGACAACGCUCUGUUUAUCCAUCCUAACGCUAUCCCGCAGAGCGUUUCAGAGCCCUCAAAGCUUAUCAACCCGGGUCAGGCUUCCCACCUCCCAACAAAUACGCCGCGCCUACACCCGGUUCCUUCUCCUGGGCUCCCACAACCAUCUCCGCUUACUACUACACCAAAUAGCCUCAGCGGAUACUUCGGAUCUGCAGCUAAUACUCCGGCCGCGGCUCAAUCUAUGACACCUGUGGCACCAAGCUCUAAUGAGGGGUCUGAGUCAGACGGCCAUGUCAAACCAAGGACUGCUGCGGUACCUGGGUCCGGGGAGGUAGCUGAACUAAACGGACCGGAUACUCUGCCACCAGACCAACCCUAUGAUGAAUCAUUUACCCCUGCGCCAAGCAAACCCGAAGAAGAGACUCGACUCGAUAAUUCCGAUAGUGUGCCGCAGGUCCAAGACCAUGGCGGAUUAACGCACACAGCCGAGGAUGACGUUGUGACGGUAUACACUGACGACAUGCAAGUUCUGGCUUCUGACAGGGUAUCCGCUCUAGACUCGGCGGAUGCAAUGGCCAGCCCUCAACCUUCGAACAGAAACGCGACUACUGUCAACGAUAUUGAAUUGGCUAAGACAGAGGGUAACCUUGGUCAUUUUACGAAAACCAGCAAGACUGAAACUCACUCUGAGGGGCCAGACUCCGAGACAGGACAACACUCGGCAAUUGAUGAAGAUGAUGCGGCUAGAAGAUUCGUUAAUGAAAGCGACCAGGAAGAUGAAGAUAGGGUCAGCGGGGAGAGUAUGCAUGAACGCCAGGGCCGAGAAAACGAUAUUGAACAGAAGCAAGUUUCUGCUGAGCGGAAUGCGGAAGGAGAGCUUUCGAAGGCUCGUAGAUUAGAAAAUUUUGAUAUACCACGUGCUGAAGGGGAGUCUCCUUCGUCAGACUAUAGCGGAGAUAGGUCGCCAAACCGUUCCUACGAUUACGAUCUUGAGGAUGAAAGUGAUGGUGUGGAUAGCGAUGAUAUUGAUGAUGAUGAUGAUGACGGGAGCGAUGAGGAUGCGAGUAACCAGGGCGAACUUGAAGAAGACUACGAGGACGACGAAGAUGAUGAUGAGGAUGAUGGAUAUGGUGAAGGAUAUGAUUACUCCGAGUCAGAAAUUGAGUCUGUUUCUGAAGGGGAAUCUUCACCGAGAGCUGCACCAAAGAAUACGGCCCCUGAAGUUAUUGUUUUGGACAGCGACAGCGAGGAUGAUUUAGCCGCUCCUUUAGCCGCCGCUGAUCCAACUGACACCGCUAAUGGACAAACACAAGAUACAUCAGGAGAAAGCUCGUAUGACUCGGAAGACCAUGGUCCAUCAGGUGAUGGGUUUAGUGACGAAGCAGACCAUGAACGCGAGCCCAUAGAAAACCAGGAGGGCGACGACGUGGGUUUCUCAGACCGGAUGGCAGUACAUGGAACUGCAGAGGAAUCGGGGAGUUCGAAUGCUGAAGGAAAGGGCAAUCAGCAUAUUGUGAAUGAGCACCCUGUAGCUGGAUGGCAGUCUGAACCAGAGCGGAUGGAAGAAGAUGUACAUGACGACCUCGCUACUCACCAAGAGGAGGGUUUCCAUGUGCAGCAAAACAUGAAAGCGGAAUCCACGCUUGCAGAGUCCUCUUGGGAACCUAAUCAGAAUGCGUCAGUGAACGAGUUUGUGGCUACGCAUGCCUAUCGUGAGGAUUUUCAAAGGGUAGCCGAAUAUCCACUUGCGCCUAAGCAUGAUUCCCUCGACUAUCUCGCGGCAAUAUCGGAGUCUGCUGAACGUCUCAAUGCUAUCUCCGAACCUGCGCAGCCGGGUCAUGAAUUGGCUAUCGAUCCUAGUUUGUACGAGCUCGGUAAUCCGCAAGGGGACAAUGUAAAGGAACCUGAUACUGAGCAGUUUGAACGCUCUGUUGAGGACAGUAAAGGGCCCAGAAGCAUGCACGACAGACACCUGGCGCUUCAGCUUGAUGGUGCGGCAUCAGAAACAGUUGCUGAGCUCACAGAAAUACCUGUAUCAGCUCAUGAAACUCGGCAAUCGAUCGCUUCAGGCCCAUCUCAGUUGGUCGUGACUGACCAAGCCGCUGCCUCAGUUAAAACUUCUAGCCCGAUUGAAGCCUUGGAAGACACCCAACCAACACUGAACUUGACUCAAGAAACCUUGUCGAUAUUGGAAGCAGGAGACCGGCCACGAACUCCAACUGUGGUUGAUAGGGCUCUUGCUCUAGAGGGGGAAAGCCCGUCUCCAAUUGUUGCUGUUAACUCGGAGCCUGAAGGUGCCCUCAUUGUCAAACGCGAAGGAAGCGAGCCCGAACAACCUAUGGUUGUUGUGCACAACAAGAUCGCUCCAUCACCCGACGAAGACCAGGCAUUGCAAGCUAGCAUUGAAGUUGAUGAUCAAUCCGAAGACUCUAUCGACGAGACGAUCCGUACUCCAGGAGACCGCCAUUAUCCCGGUUUGCGAAGCAAACUCUCUUACUUCGCACCUCUUGCAACCCUAAUCGACCACUACAACGCGUUAGUAGACACAAUUUCUAUCGUCUCCGAAGUCAACCCACCAACGAAAGCUGGCUCAGGCAGCAAAGACUUCAUUAUGACCCUCCAACUCACAGACCAAUCCAUGGCUGGUGCUAGUGUCUACGCCCAACUCCUCCGACCCUACAAGUCAGCCCUCCCCACCCCUAGCGAAGGCGACGCAAUCCUCCUCCGCAAUUUCCGUGUGAAAAGCUUCAACCACUCCGUCAUCCUCGUUAGCGACAGCACAAGCGCCUGGGCUGUCUUCUCAUCCUCCACAGAAGGCGCUGAUAUAGCCGGGCCCCCUCUUGAAUACGGCGCUGAGGAGGAAAAAUAUGCUACUGGUCUGCGUCAUUGGUACCUGGAAGAUGGGGUCGCCAUGGUAGCAGACUAUCAACUUCAAGCAUCUGUAGACAGGGAGAGCAGAGCAGAGACACCGGCUAGUAGUCUUGCGCACAGUGAUGCGGGAAGUAUUGAUAUGGCGUUGCGCGAGACGCGCGGCGAUACGUCCUCUAGUCGGGGGUCAAGACGGAGAAAGUCUCAUCGCCGUAUUACGAUCCAUGAGUUGCGGGAUGGGAGAAGAUAUACAGAAGUUGGGUCCACGCCUGGGGAAGACAGUAUCCAUGAGCUGCGAGAUGGGACGCUUUAUGCCAAUUUAUGAGCGGUUAAAUUAU
Aspergillus nidulans FGSC A4 is the source of this 4057-nucleotide messenger RNA. RefSeq lists its product as uncharacterized. The record is from RefSeq and is a predicted model, not a curated record. Gene Ontology annotation, cellular component: chromosome, telomeric region. Lineage: Eukaryota; Fungi; Ascomycota; Eurotiomycetes; Eurotiales; Aspergillaceae. The coding region runs from base 1 to 4044 and encodes 1347 amino acids. Gene Ontology annotation, molecular function: DNA binding. Gene Ontology annotation, biological process: telomere maintenance. The transcript is spliced from 3 exons.